Papilio machaon (common yellow swallowtail) is the source of this 3839-nucleotide messenger RNA. RefSeq names its product intraflagellar transport protein 122 homolog (gene Oseg1). Gene Ontology annotation, molecular function: protein binding. NCBI's taxonomy places the organism in Eukaryota, Metazoa, Arthropoda, Insecta, Lepidoptera, Papilionidae. The transcript is spliced from 23 exons. The coding region runs from base 101 to 3646 and encodes 1181 amino acids. Gene Ontology annotation, biological process: non-motile cilium assembly; protein localization to cilium; intraciliary retrograde transport. Gene Ontology annotation, cellular component: non-motile cilium; intraciliary transport particle A. The record is from RefSeq and is a predicted model, not a curated record.
UUUACAUUUAUGGAAAACCCGUUGUUAGCCAAAACAGACGCCGUUAUUAGUAAUUCAUGAAUAUUUUUGAAAGAAAAUCCUUUGCUAAAGUUUUACAACGAUGCGAACAGUACCAAAAUGGGUUAAUAAGAUCCAUGAAGCUGAUAAAAUUGAAUCAUCAAGUGUACAUGCAAUAUGUUUUAAUCCUGAAGGAACACAGUUAGUUGUUGGUGCUGGAGAGAAAGUAAUGGUGUAUGAUCCAAGGGAUGGUGCAUUGGUUCAAUUGCUACAAGCACAUAAAGCAGCCGUGUAUGCUGUUGCCUAUUGUGGAGAUGGUAAAAAGUUUGCAAGUGGCAGCGCUGACAAAAAUGUUAUUAUAUGGACAUCAAAGAUGGAAGGAGUUCUUAAAUAUUCACACAGUGAAUCUAUUCAAUGUCUUGCAUAUAAUCCUGUGUCUCUACACUUGGCAUCUUGUGCUUUGUCAGACUUUGCAUUCUGGUCUGCUGAUGUGAAGGCUGUACAGAAGUACAGGGUUUCAGGACGCAUAACAAGUUGCGCUUGGUCACAAAAUGGACAGUUUCUGGCUAUCGGGCUUGCCAUUGGUGCAGUAUCUUUGAGGAACAAAAUAGGAGAUGAAGUACAGUUGAUACAAAGAGAAGCACCUGUAUGGGCUGUAACAUUUUCAAAUAGCACACUUCUAGUCACAGACUGGAAUGACACAAUGUCAUUUUAUAAUGUACAGGGAAAACAAGUGUUAAAAGAUAGGUAUAUAGGUAUAGCAGCAUUGUCAAUAACAAUAUUUGAUGCGCUUGUGCUCGUUGGUGGCAUUGGUGGAUGGGCGGUGCUGACAACAGAGGGUGUUGUUAUGUUGAACACGCCUCAGGAUUGGGUGUGGGCCGUUGCACCAUCAACCUCACAGAAUACUAUGGCGGUGGCAUGUCAAGAUGGUACUCUAUGGUGUUAUCAGAUAGUGUUCAGUACAGUCCACGGGUUGUAUCGUGAAAGAUAUGCGUAUCGGGAGAAUAUAACUGACGUUAUAAUACAACAUUUAACCACUGGUAACAAAGUGCGGAUCAAAUGUCAUGACAGAGUUCAGAAAAUUGCCAUAUAUAAACAUAGAUUAGCGGUACAACUACCAGAGAGGGUGGUUGUGUAUGAACAAGGAGAUCCAGAUGGGAUGAUGUAUCGGGUGAAGGAAAAGUUGCCGCAGAAAUUGGAAUGUUCCCUUCUUAUUGCUACAAGCGAUGCUUUGCUACUCUGUCAGGACAAUAAGUUGUCGAUGAUCGGGAAAAAAACGCCAAGAUCAUGGUCUUUUCCCGCGCCGAUUCGCUACGUCAAAGUUACUACAAUAUAUUUUAUGGAAGUUCUUCUCUUAGGCCUUCUUAAUGGACAGAUAUGGCAAGUUGAACCCAAAGAAGGUAGUUCUAAAGUCAUAGUGACAACGUCAUCUGGUGUAAGAUGUCUAGACGUUAGCGCUUCACGUAGUCGCCUGGCUGUUGUUGAUGAUCUCUCAGUCUGUAGAGUUUACUGUUUACCAACUGCUGAAUUGCUAUAUUCCGAAGAGAACAUAUCAUCUGUAUCUUGGAACUCAUUGUGUGAUGAGUUACUUUGCCUGUCAGGUGGCGGCCUGUUAUCUAUAAAAGCAGGCAAAUACCCAGCAGCCACGCAACCUCUUACAGGAUCUGUUGUCGGAUUUCAGGGUGGUCGUGUAUUCUGCUUGCAAGCGAGCGCUAUGCAAACCAUCAGUGUUCCACUCUCCCAUGCGGUACAUCAAUAUGUUCAAAAGAAAAUGUUCAAUGAUGCAUAUGCGGUAGCUUGUUUAGGUGUGACCGCACUCGACUGGGAGCGACUUGGUAUGGCGGCGUUUGACGAACUCGCUUUCGAAGUCUCGAGGAAAGCAUUUCAGCGCAGUGAAAAUAUCACUUAUCUCACACUCAUUGAUCAAUUACAGGAAAGAUUAGAAGCCGGAGAAAAGCGUGGUGUAGUGCUAGGAGAAGUUCUAGCCUACAGGGGAAAGUAUAACGAGGCUGCAAAUUCGUUCCAAACAUCGGGACGCGACGACCGCGCUCUAAACUUGUACCUUGAUCUCAGGAUGUUUAAUAAAGCACAGGAGUUGGUCGGUGAGGGCGAAGGCCUAGCGGCACUGGGCAGAAGGCGCGCGGAGUGGGCGCGGCACGUGAGCGAGCCCCGCGCCGCCGCCGAGAUGUAUCUCGCUGUGGGCGACGUACAACGCGCCGCGCAACUCAUGGCGGACAAUGGACGUAGAGAUAUGUUGAUAGAGUUGGCACGCAAACUGGAUAAAGGGUCGAGUGAAUCACUCCGGUACGUCGCUGAGGCGCUGGUGACAGUGGGGGAGCCAGCCGCAGCCGCUGAUGUCUAUCAACGUCUCGGUGAUUACAGGAAAGUGGCUCAGCUAGCGAUAUCAGCUGGUGAAUGGCAGCGUGCUUUUACAUUGGCUCGUGAACACGCGGAAUGCAGGAGCGAAGUUUAUCUUCCGUAUGCACAUCGCAUGGCACAAGAGAAUAAAUUCAUUGAAGCACAGAAAGCAUAUCAUAUGGCUGGGGAAACCUUAACAGCAAUGCGUGUAUUUACCGUGUUGGUGGGUAAUGCAGUGGCUGAAGAGAGAUUCUCUGAUGCUGGCUAUUUACAUCAUCUUCUCGCCCUCCAAUGUCUAGAGACAGCUAAUACCGAUGACAAAGAUCGUGAAUCAGCGCUUCGUAGCUAUGAGUAUAACGCGGGUUUGUCUGCGGUGUACAACGCUUACGAAUCAGUACACCGCUGUAUACACGAACCGUUUUCACUGACACAACCGGACACGCUGCUGAAUGCAGCUAGAUAUGUGUACGCGUACGUUGAUGAUAACGUACCACCACCAGGGCUAUCAUUAUUUUGUUUGUACCUUUGUAUUGCGAAACAAGCAAAGACUUUGAAUGCGAACACACUGGCGCAACAGAUGUUAGACAAAAUCCUCAAUUUACAAAUACCGCAAAAAUUUCAGGAAAGCGUGGAACUAUUAAUACUGAAGAGCCGGGCAACCAGUUGUGGUGAUAACGAUGAGGAGGUGGCUCCUCUGUGCUGGCGUUGUCGGAGACAUGUGCCUGUCUUGUGCACUACGAGGUGUCCAAAUUGCUCUCACCAUCUCACACAUUCUAUGGCAACGUAUGAAGUCCUACCUUUGGUGCAGUUUGUACCAGCUGAAGGUAUAUCUAUGGAGGAAGCGUUUGAUCUAUUAGAACGUACGCCGCUUCCUGAAGCUGCAGUCAAAGAUACGAAUGAAGCUGACAUCCUUCGAAUAGACCAUGACAUCGAUUCAUCAGAUCCCUUCUUAGAUAAAAUUGAAGAGGACGAUGAAUCUGGUGUAGUGGUAUGUAGUCGCAAUGCUUUGCUACGUAUGAAUCCAGCUAGCGUAGUGAUUGUGCAACGACCGCCGCUACCGACAACAUUCUACAGAAAUAUGUUGCCAGAAUUGCCCAUCGCUACCUGUUCACAUUGCCAGAAUCUUUUCUAUAUGGAAGACUAUGAAAUACAUAUAGUUACUAAGGGUCACUGUCCAUUCUGUCGUCAUCCACCUGAUGAGAUAAACGAAGAGAGUGUAGAUGACUUACUCAAUGGAUCCGAUGCUUCAACAUCGGACAGUGUAAGCAAUGGACAUAGUACAUGGCGUUAAUCAACAAUAAUCAACAAAAAUUUGGGAUAUUUGUAGCACUUAAAAUUAACUUGACAGCACAAUAGAAUAAAAGAACUUUGAUGUGAACGAUUAACAGUCGGUUUCUGAGACCCAAAUCUAAGUUUAAAAUAUAUUUUUAUCUCUUGUUUUGUCUAUGAUAGUGAGAAGGAUGACGAUAUGUUUUAUACAGAUU